Entrophospora sp. SA101 is the source of this 1089-nucleotide messenger RNA. Lineage: Eukaryota; Fungi; Glomeromycota; Glomeromycetes; Entrophosporales; Entrophosporaceae. The record is from the annotation of a GenBank genome assembly.
AUGGGAAAAGUAAAAAAAAGAGUCCAACAUCUUCGUGAAAUUGCACAGAUCCCUAGGAAAAAUACCUUUAAGAAAGGUAAGUCACUAUUUUCACAAAAAAAUGAUUUAGUUGAGUGGAAUGAAGAGUUUUAUGAAGCAGAGUAUCAAGAAGAAUAUGAAGAAUCAAGAGUGGAAUUAAGCUCUGAUGAAAGUGAUGUGAUUGAAUGGGUUGAUGAAGAAGGUGAAGCCACAAUAGAGUCACUUUAUGAAAAGCUCAUUGAUAACAUGCAAAAGCUUCCCAAAUCAAAUCGCCCAAACAUAUACUUAAAAAAAUCUAGAACCACAUUAUACCGUAAUAAAAAAGGAGGAGAAAAAAAUGCAAAGGAAAAUGGUUCAACAAUGCUUGACUACUUUCAUUCAGAAAAAGAUGAUUACAAUUAUGAUUCAGGUGUAGGAAAAUAUGAUGUUGCAAUAGAAAAAAUAGAAGAAACAUUGAAAACAGGUAAAAAGAUUACACCUGAUUAUAAACUUUGCCUUAAAUCAGUUCAAUUUUAUUACAAAUUGUUGAAGAAAGGAAAACCUAAAAUAACAGCAAGUAAGACUGUGGCAGAUAUUCUUGAUAAAGGUCAAUGGUUUGCUAAAUGUGUUCGAAGUUGGGGAAAAACCUAUUUUACAACUAAUCAGGUUCCAAGAAGUAAUCGUGGACAACACUUUUGCAAAUCUAGUUUUCUUUAUGAUGAAGAUGUAGAAGCUAAAAUCAUUUCAUAUUUUAGAUCAAAUAAAUUUAAUGUUACAGUAUCUAGCUUGUCAAAAUAUAUUGAAGAUGAAAUAAUUCCAUCUCUUGGCAUUGAUAGAAGAGCAAAAAUUGGUGAAAAAACAGUUAGAAGGUUGCUUAAGAGAUUAGGUCUUGCAGAACUACUUAUUAUAAGAGAUCAACUACAGGAUAAGUAUACAUCUAUGGCAGUGGCAUAUAAAGAAAAAAAUCAAGCCUGUGUAGAAUCCCAUGAAUUAUUUCGUGUUGAUCCAGGAAAUAUUGUAAAUUAUGCUAAUUACCAAAAAUUGGAUAGAGAACGAAUGCUUAUUCAACAUAAUAGAUUCAAUUUACACUGA